Messenger RNA from Colletotrichum higginsianum IMI 349063, 981 nucleotides. RefSeq names its product Nucleoside-diphosphate-sugar epimerase. Gene Ontology annotation, molecular function: NAD+ binding; UDP-glucuronate decarboxylase activity. Gene Ontology annotation, cellular component: cytoplasm. The record is from RefSeq and is a predicted model, not a curated record. NCBI's taxonomy places the organism in Eukaryota, Fungi, Ascomycota, Sordariomycetes, Glomerellales, Glomerellaceae. Gene Ontology annotation, biological process: D-xylose metabolic process. The transcript is spliced from 4 exons. Bases 1 to 981 code for a protein of 326 amino acids.
AUGCCUACUGCUGUCGUCACCGGUGGAGCUGGAUUCCUUGGCUCGCACCUCGUAGCCUUGUUGCUCGAGGAGGGUUUCCACGUCAUCGCAGUUGAUUCCCUCUGGACCGGGUCGGUCGAGAACGUUUCCAGACUCGGAAAACAUCCCAAGUUUACCUUCCUUCGUCAUAACGUAACCGAGCCGUUUCCCAAGACACUGGAGAAGGCUGAUCGUAUAUACAACCUUGCAUGUCCUGCGAGCCCAAAAAAGUUCCCAGAGGCACCCCUUGGUAUCUUGGAGACUUGCUACAUGGGAACCAAGAAUGUCCUUGACCUGGCCUCCAAGACCGGCGCGCGUGUCUUGCUUGCUAGCACCUCGGAGGUCUAUGGUGACCCCCUCGUCUGUCCUCAGCCUGAAGAGUAUUGGGGUAACGUGAACUCGUUCGGCGGGCGAUCAUGCUACGACGAGGGUAAGCGGGUGGCAGAAGCCCUCGCCUACGGCUACCGCCUAGAGCGCAAUGUCGACAUCCGAAUCGGGCGUAUUUUCAACGCCUAUGGCCCGGGCAUCAGACCCGACGACGGCAGAGUGGUGCCCAACUUCAUAGCCGCUGCGCUCAAGGGGAAAGAUAUAACCAUUACCGGCGACGGGAAAGCGAGCCGCUGCUUCCAGUAUGCCGGGGACUGUGCUAUUGGUCUCUACAAGCUGAUGGAAAGCUCUGUCCUAAGCCCCGUCAACAUAGGGCGUGAGGAAGAGACCACAAUUGGAGAGAUGGCCCGCUUGAUCAACGAGAUCGUCGCGAAGCAGACUGGUCGCCCGGAGGUACGAAUCGUGUACGGGCCGAAGCCGGACGACGACCCAUACAGAAGAGUACCAAACGCGAGGAAAGCAAAACGCGAGCUCGGCCAUGAAGCCAAGAUUGGUCUCAGGGAAGGUUUAGAGCAAACGGUUGAUUGGUUUCUCAAUCUGCCAGAAUUCAAUCUGCAGCAAAAGGCUAAGCUUUAA